Scomber japonicus (chub mackerel) is the source of this 1131-nucleotide messenger RNA. RefSeq names its product growth differentiation factor 3 (gene gdf3). The transcript has 2 exons. Gene Ontology annotation, molecular function: cytokine activity; growth factor activity. Lineage: Eukaryota; Metazoa; Chordata; Actinopteri; Scombriformes; Scombridae. The record is from RefSeq and is a predicted model, not a curated record. Gene Ontology annotation, cellular component: extracellular region. Gene Ontology annotation, biological process: BMP signaling pathway; SMAD protein signal transduction. The coding region runs from base 1 to 1131 and encodes 376 amino acids.
AUGUGGCCCGCGGUGCUGGCGGCGGUGUGUGUUGUCGGUGUGUGUGCUCUCUCACAUGUGGAGGAGAUGGAGAGUCAGGAGCAGUUGUUUCGUAGCUCUCUGGGUCUCUCCGGGCGACCCCGGCCCGCUGGGGGCCACCAACCCCGGCGCAGCGUCCCCUCCCAGCUCUGGAAGAUGUUCCGGGGAUCCGAGAACAUCAAGGCCCGGGAGAGCGACCCCUGCACGGUGUCAGAGUACGGGGUCCCCGGCAACAUCAUCAGAUACGUUCAGGACCAAGGCAGGCUGGUGUCUGGCUGGAGCAGCAGCUGUCAGGCGUGUCUGGAGAAGCAGCUUUUCUUCAACAUGUCCGUCCUGCAGCCUGUGGAGCUGCUGUCUCUGGCUCAGCUGGAGGUCAACUUCCACUGGAAUCUCUUCACGUCUGCAGAGCUCCUGCGGGGGCCCCGGGCCCUCAGCGUGUCUCUGUACAAAGUGAUCCGAGCCACGCUGAGAGAAACCAAUCCUCAGGCUGGCCGCAGACUCCUGCUGUCCCAGUCCAUCCGUCUGCAGCCAGAACCGUCCUCCAUCACCAUGGACCUGACCUCAUUAGCGGAGAGUUGGCGCAAACCAGGACGCAACUACGGUUUGGUUUUAGAGCUGCUGCCUCUGAGCGCAGGUCCAGAGGAGAUUCUUCCUUUUCGGCCUGGUAACUCUCUCCCGUUAGAACCGGCCUUCACCCUACCUCUGAUCCAGGCCUCUCUGGUCGCCGUCUCUCUGGACCCCCACCAGUGUCGCUCCAGACAGAGGAGGAGCGCCGUCCACCUCCCCGUGACGCCCAGCAACGUGUGCAAGGCUCGCCGUCUCUACAUCGACUUCAAAGACGUGGGUUGGCAGGACUGGAUCAUCGCUCCUCAGGGUUACAUGGCUAAUUACUGCCACGGCGAGUGUCCGUUCCCUCUCAGCGAGAGCCUGAACGGGACCAACCACGCCAUCUUGCAGACCCUGGUUCACUCCCUGGACCCUCACGGUACGCCCCAACCCUGCUGCGUCCCCAUCCGCCUCUCCCCCAUCUCCAUGCUCUACUAUGACAACAAUGACAACGUGGUGCUCAGGCAUUACCAGGACAUGGUGGUGGAUGAGUGCGGGUGUCGAUGA